GUCCUCCUAAUGCUGCUGCUGCUACCGUUCCUAUGAUGCUGCACCCAGCAUGUGACCCAGCCAAGCUGGCAGCACUUGGAGCACCCAUGGGCAUGGUGCACAUGCCAAUGAUGGCAGGCCCCGUCGCUCACCCUGGUCCAGGUCAUAUGCCAUACCCUGUCCCAACCCAUUCCGCUGCUGCUGCAGGAAUUGCUGCUCCACAGUACAUGGCCGCAUUGCCUGCCAUGCCAUAUGGCAUGCCAGGGAUGGCACCUGUGGCCAUGUGGCAGUGGUUACCGCAGUCGGCUGUUGACACAUCCCAUGAUCAGAUGCUCAGGCCGCCUGUGGCAUGAUUUGAUUGCGUUGCAGGGAUGGGAUCGGAUAUUUGUCUCCAUUCGUUCGCCUUGGCUGUUUAAUAUAUUUUCCCUGCAUGUAAUGGAAAACCAGUGUGCCUGUUCACGAAUAUGCGUGCCUAGUGUA
Messenger RNA from Closterium sp. NIES-67, 459 nucleotides. The record is from the annotation of a GenBank genome assembly. Lineage: Eukaryota; Viridiplantae; Streptophyta; Zygnematophyceae; Desmidiales; Closteriaceae.